AUGAAAAGUUACCAUUUGAACAAUGACAUUAUUGUCACACAGGAACAGUUGGAUCAUUGGAACGAACAAUUAGCCAAGUUGGAAACGGCACAAGAGAUUAUCGAAUGGUCGCUAGUGGCUUUCCCACACCUUUUCCAAACCACUGCGUUUGGACUGACAGGUUUGGUCACCAUCGACAUGCUGUCGAAACUAUCCGGGAAAUACUAUAUGCCGGAAUUAUUAUUUAUAGACACUUUGCACCAUUUCCCACAGACUUUAACACUGAAGGAUACAAUCGAGCAAAAGUAUUAUCAGCCCCAGAAGCAAACUAUCCAUGUUUAUAAGCCAGAUGGAUGCGACUCAGAGGCGGAAUUUGCCUCGAAGUACGGUGAUUUCCUAUGGGAGAAAGACGACGAUAAGUACGACUAUUUGGCUAAAGUAGAACCUGCGCACCGUGCUUACAAAGAACUGCGCGUAAGUGCCGUCUUCACAGGCAGAAGAAAGUCGCAGGGUUCUGCUCGCUCUCAGUUGUCGCUGAUUGAAAUUGACGAGCUUAAUGGGAUCUUGAAGAUAAAUCCAUUGAUUAAUUGGACAUUCGAGCAAGUUAAACAAUAUAUAGAUGCAAACAAUGUACCAUACAAUGAGCUUUUGGAUCUCGGGUAUAGAUCCGUUGGUGAUUACCAUUCCACACAACCUGUAAAGGAAGGUGAAGAUGAAAGAGCAGGAAGGUGGAAGGGCAAGACAAAGACUGAGUGUGGAAUUCACGAAGCCAGUAGAUUCGCCCAAUUUCUAAAGCAAGACGCCUAG
This is a messenger RNA of Saccharomyces eubayanus, 786 nucleotides long. RefSeq names its product phosphoadenylyl-sulfate reductase (thioredoxin) (gene MET16). Bases 1 to 786 code for a protein of 261 amino acids. The record is from RefSeq and is a predicted model, not a curated record. The transcript has a single exon. Gene Ontology annotation, molecular function: phosphoadenylyl-sulfate reductase (thioredoxin) activity. NCBI's taxonomy places the organism in Eukaryota, Fungi, Ascomycota, Saccharomycetes, Saccharomycetales, Saccharomycetaceae. Gene Ontology annotation, cellular component: cytoplasm.